AUGGAAGCUUUUCAAUUGUACGGUAAUGGUAGUGGUAGUGGGUUAUCUGAUUUGAGGGCUAUGGGGAAAAGGCCUGAGUGGGAUAUGAAUAAUUGGAAAUGGGAUGGUGAUCUUUUCAUAGCUAGUAGGUUGAGCCCUGUCCCGGAGCAGAGACAGUUUUUGCCUCUUCCUGUUGCUGUUGGUGUUGGUGGUUGCUCUAAUUCAAACAGUUCAUCUUCUUGUUCUGAACAGUUAGAUCUCGGGGUUUCUCAAGGGAACAAGGAAGGGGAGAGGAAGAGGAGGGUUAUUGUAGUGGAGGAUGAACUGAGUUUGAAUAAGGAAGGUGGUGGUCUUAGCUUAAACCUUGGUGGUGGUGGUGGUAGUCAUGCUCAAGUUGUUACAUGGGAAGGGAACACUGGGAAGAAAAGUAGAGUAGCUGGUGGAGGUAGCUCCAGUAGAGCAUUUUGUCAGGUGGAGGAUUGUCGUGCAGAUCUCAACAAUGCUAAAGAUUAUCACCGACGUCAUAAAGUUUGUGAGGUGCAUUCGAAGGCCAGUAAGGCUCUCGUUGGAAACGCGAUGCAGCGGUUCUGCCAACAAUGUAGUAGGUUUCACUUGCUUCAAGAGUUUGAUGAAGGGAAGAGAAGCUGUCGAAGGCGCUUGGCAGGCCAUAAUAAAAGGAGGAGGAAAACAAAUCAGGAUGCUGUACCUAAUGGAAGCUCACCGAACGAUGAUCAGACCAGUAGUUAUCUGUUGAUAAGUUUAUUGAAGAUACUUUCAAAUAUGCAGCCUGACAGGUCAAAUCAGGCCACUGAUCAGGAUCUGCUUACUCAUCUUUUAAGGAGUCUUGCUAAUCAGAAUGGUGAACAAGGGGGAAGGAACUUGUCUAACCUUUUACAGGAACCUGAAAAUCAGUUGAAAGAAGGGUCUUUAUUUGGGAAGUCUGAGGUGGUUUCUACUUUAUUUACUGAUGGUUCCCGAGGUUCUCCAACUGUCACAAGACAAAAUCAAACAGUUUCUAUUAGUGAAAUUCAGCAUCAAGUGAUGCACGCACAUGAUGCUGCGGUUUUUGAUCAACAAAUCACAUCUUCUGCAAAGCCUGGUGUUUCUAAUAGCCCUCCAGCUUACUCAGAAGCCAGAGACAGUACUGCUGGACAGCCCAAGAUGAAUGAUUUUGAUCUGAAUGACAUCUAUAUUGACUCCGACGAUGGCAUAGAGGACAUAGAAAGGUUGCCAGUCACUGCAAAUCUUGUUACUAGCUCUCUUGAUUACCCAUGGAUGCAACAAGAUUCACAUCAGUCAAGUCCACCUCAAAGUGGAAACUCAGAUUCUGCAUCUGCCCAGUCCCCUUCUAGUUCCACUGGUGAAGUUCAGAACCGCACGGAUCGAAUUGUUUUUAAACUCUUUGGUAAAGAACCAAGUGAUUUUCCUCUUGUACUCAGAGCACAGAUUCUUGACUGGUUAUCCCACAGUCCAACUGAUAUUGAAGGCUAUAUACGGCCUGGUUGUAUCGUUUUGACUAUUUAUCUGCGUCAGACUGAGGCUGUGUGGGAGGAGCUUUGCUUUGAUCUUACUUCCAGUUUAAAUAGGCUUCAGGAUGUCUCAGAUGAUGACUUUUGGAGAACUGGAUGGAUUCACAUCAGAGUGCAGAAUCAGUUGGCCUUCAUUUUCAAUGGCCAGGUUGUAAUUGAUACAUCCCUACCUUUCAGGAGUAACAAUUAUGGUAAGAUUUUGAGUGUUAGUCCAAUUGCCGUACCAGCAUCAAAGACAGCUCAAUUUUCUGUGAAGGGUGUCAAGCUGACUCGCCCUGCCACUAGGUUAUUGUGUGCUUUAGAAGGGAAUUAUUUGGUCUGUGAAGAUACUCAUGAGUCUAUGGAUCAAUGCUCCAAGGAUCUUGAUGAGCUUCAGUGCAUCCAAUUUUCAUGUUCUGUCCCUGCGUUGAAUGGACGAGGAUUUAUUGAGAUUGAGGACCAGGGUUUGAGCAGCAGUUUUUUCCCUUUCAUAGUUGUGGAGGAGGAUGUUUGCUCUGAAAUCUGUGUUCUUGAGCCUUUACUGGAAAGUGAUACUUAUCCAGAUGCUGAAGGGGCUGGGAAAAUUCAAGCAAAAAAUCAAGCCAUGGAUUUCAUUCAUGAAAUGGGCUGGCUUCUUCACAGAAGCCAAAUAAAAUCUAGGACGGUUCACUUGAAGUCUAGUGCAGAUCUGUUCCCAUUAGAUCGAUUCAAGUGGCUCGUGGAGUUCUCUGUAGACCACGAUUGGUGUGCAGUAGUUAAAAAACUGUUAAACCUCCUCCUUGAUGGAACAGUGAGUACAGGAGACCAUGCAUCCUUGUAUCUUGCACUCUCAGAGUUGGGUCUCCUUCACAGAUCUGUGAGGAGAAAUAGCAGGCAGUUGGUGGAGCUUCUCUUGAGAUUUGUUCCUCAAAAUAUUUCAGAUAAAGUAGGCCCUGAAGACAAGGCGCUGGUUAACGGAGAGAAUCAAAACUUCUUGUUUAGACCUGAUGCUGUCGGUCCUGCUGGUUUGACACCACUCCAUAUAGCAGCCGGGAAAGAUGGUUCUGAGGAUGUUCUGGAUGCUUUGACUAAUGAUCCCUGCAUGGUGGGAAUUGAAGCAUGGAAAAGUGCUCGCGACAGCACAGGGUCAACACCCGAGGAUUAUGCACGUUUACGUGGUCAUUACACAUACAUUCACUUGGUGCAAAAGAAAAUCAACAAGAGACAAGGAGGGGCUCACGUCGUGGUUGAUAUUCCUAGCAAUCCGACAAGGUUCGAUACAAGCAAGAAAGAUGAAUCGGCCACUACCUUUGAGAUUGGAAAUGCAGACGUUAAAACUAUCCAAAAGCACUGCAAACUCUGUGAUCGUAAGUUAUCAUGUAGAACUGCUGUAGGGAAGUCUUUCGUAUACAGGCCUGCAAUGCUGUCAAUGGUUGCCAUAGCAGCAGUCUGUGUCUGUGUGGCUCUUCUCUUCAAAAGCUCGCCCGAAGUUCUGUAUAUAUUCCGACCAUUCAGGUGGGAAUCGUUGGAGUUUGGAACAAGCUGA
Molecule: messenger RNA, 3012 nt
Organism: Vicia faba (fava bean)
Lineage: Eukaryota; Viridiplantae; Streptophyta; Magnoliopsida; Fabales; Fabaceae
Source: the annotation of a GenBank genome assembly